Molecule: messenger RNA, 5340 nt
Organism: Monosiga brevicollis MX1
Lineage: Eukaryota; Choanoflagellata; Craspedida; Salpingoecidae
Exons: 10
Coding region: 1-5340 (1779 amino acids)
Cellular component (GO): intracellular anatomical structure
Molecular function (GO): RNA binding; ATP binding
Source: RefSeq, a predicted model, not a curated record
AUGGGACGGAAGAAGAAAGGGCGUGCGGUUGAUGUGCGUGGCUAUGCGACCAGUAGUACGGCGCCUGCACCGGCGCCGGUGUCAGAGCCAAAAUCGACCCCGGAUCCGGCGCCGACAAAGCCCGAUGAAUUAGCUCAAGCGGGCACAGCCACAGACACCACGAUCGAAGAACCCGCAGCAGCUCGCGCUGCUUCGGUUGUUGCUGAGCUGCAAGUCGACACCGCGCCCACAGAUGGCGAAGACACGGCGGCGCCGCCCGCGGCUGAUGAUUGGACAAAAGCCCUGGAUGCCCCUAGUCCUCAGCUGCGCUUUGAGCAACUUCCGUCCGAUGAUGUGCUUUUGCUCUCUGCCAGCCAAGAGGCAGCCUUGGAAGCCCUUUUGAUGCGCGUCUUGCCACACUGGAAUGAAAAUCACUUCAUCUCUCAGCUCAUCCAGGCCACUCAGUCCACCGCGCAAGCAGACGCCGCCCGCCAUUUAUUGCCGGCGCAGACAGGCAUCAGCUCAGCGGGCACCCAGCCCCCAGCCGCCCUCAUGGCCCUGAUAGACCAGCUGCCCCCUACUACCCUCAGCAACUUGGCGCAGCACUUGCAGCAGGCACUGCAAAUGGAGCUCCCAUCUACCCUUGGUCUGACGGAGGACUCAUUUGCUCGUGGCCUGCGACAAGCCUAUGAUGAUCUUGUGGCCCUGGGCUUUGAUAUCGAGGAUGUCGAGGCAACCCUCCGAGCUGUGCCCACCGCCAAUGCGAGCCUCCUGGUUCGGGCCCUCCUACUGACGCCAGACUGGCGCCGCCUUCCUGCUGACCUCUUGAGUACGCACCAAACCGAGGCACGCCGCUGGCAGGAACGCGAGGCAGCUCAGCACCAGGCCAAAUUGAACGCAGAGGCUGCCACUGAACCACCCCACACCACGCCCCCUGAGGAGCCCAUGAAGCAGCCAUCGGUGCCUAGUCUGCGCCCCCAAAAGCCACAGGCCGACACGACCAAAGCGGUAAAAGCGACAAAAAAGAAAAAGUUUGACACUAAGGCUUGGAUCCUGGCCCGCAUGGAGGCCGAAUCCAGUGGCUCCGAGAGCGAUGACCUGGAUCAAGACGAGCUUCUAGGGCAUGGACAAGCCAAGGCCGUUGUGCGGCACACCCAUGUUGACCUGGAAGCAUUGGCUCUGGAGCUUGCUGAGCUGCUGCGCGAUGCUGCCGAUGCCAAGCAACGUAAAGAUUCGGAGAUGGCCAAGCGCUGUGGCCAACGGAUCGGCAAAAUCAAGCGUGAGCAUCCGAACCUUGUACCGGCUGUUCUCGAGCCCAGUGCCGGCCUCUCGUCAGACCCAACACCCGCAGAGGCCACAGCGCCACGGCCAGUUGCUGCAGGCGCACGUGAUGACGUACGACCCGACGCUGACCAAAGCGGCAAUGACAGUGAUGGCGCUGGCAGCAACCAGAGUGCACUUGAUUUUGACUUGCUGGACGAGCUGGUUGACGCUGCUGAUGGGUCAGCAGCAAACUCAGCAGCCCCGGCCCCUGCUGCCAAACCUGCAUACCGCCGCUUUGAUGCCAAUGUCCAAAAGUGGCAAGGCGCAAAUCCUGAGCAAUUGUUAAUCCAAUUUGCCAAGCAACACUUGAGCAAGGACAGCCGCCCACGCUUCACGAAAGCAGCCGUGGCCCCUCAAGGCGCGCGUCAUGUGAUGACUUGUUGCUUGCAACUUCAGCCCCAGCGUCGGACCAACCUGAAACUCGACUUUUCCGCCUCAUCUGUCGCCCUUGGCCGCUGGCCAGAACCACUCUUGCCCAUUCAGGGGGAUCAACUCCAAGUGGUCAGUCAAUUGGAUGCGCCAGAUGGGUCCACGGCACGUCACCUGGCAGCGUUGCACAUGCUUUUCGUCUUGGACCCGACCUCAAACGCUUACCAGCAGCUUCACCGAGCAUACCGAGACCUCUGGCUGGAGUGGGUGCAGAAUCAAAGAAAUGUCAGGCUUGAACAGCUGCGUGAGGCCAACGCCCGACGCGAGGCCUUUGUGGCCAAUCUUGUCCAGACCACGCCACCCGCUUGGACCCAACCCAGCUCUACUCUGAAGACCUCUAACACCAUGCAUGCCCUGGACGCCUCGGCUGCCACCCCUGUCUCAUCAGAACAGCCGUCGACACUUCACCAGAAGAGCCGGAACUCACCCAGUUGGGAUUCAAUCACGGCUCGGCCCGGGUACAGGAAGCUCUUACCGGCGCGCCAGUCUUUGCCAGUACAUGCUCGCCAGGAAGAAAUUGCUCGCAUCAUUGCAACCGAGCGCGUGACCAUUGUGGCCGGUGAAACCGGCAGUGGCAAAUCCACUCAAGUACCACAAUUUGUAUUACAAACUCUUUUGGAAUCUGCUGGGCCUGGCAUGAUCCUUUGCACCCAACCCCGCCGCAUCUCGGCCGUGUCCAUUGCCAAGCGCGUCAGCGCUGAGCUCGGUGAUCGUGAUGUUGGCGUUUCUGGCAGCCUCUGUGGCUAUCACGUGCGCACCGACCGCUGUGUGGCCCCAAGUACCCGCCUGGUGUACUGCACCACCGGCAUUGUUUUGCGCAUGUUGCAGGGGGACCCCAACUUGCGCCACGUGGCGGUGUUGCUCAUCGACGAGAUUCACGAGCGCACUGUACAGUCGGACUUCUUGCUCGUCAUGCUCAAGGCAUUGCUGCCCAUCCGUCCCGAUCUGAAGGUGGUCCUCAUGAGCGCCACGCUGGAUGCCGAGCGCUUUGCAGCCUAUUUUGCCCCAUUGGCCGUGCCUGUUAUCAACGUGCAAGGCCGGACCUUUCCCGUCGCCGAACAUUUUGUUGAGGACAUUGUCGAGACCACGGGCUACGAAUGUGACCCUGAAUCUGACUAUUACAUUGAGCGCCGAAUCUGGCGAACAGCCACUGUUGCUGUCAAGGGUGAAAAUGGCGCGCGUGAGUUGCAUCAGGAAGAGUGGCUUCAAGAAACGGGAGACGAGGCUGCCGACCGUGUCAACCUCGAUCCUGAGCGCUAUUCAGCGAUGACGCAAGAGACCAUCGACGUCUUGCGCACCAACGUCGUCAACCCAGAACUGAUCGAGACCUUGAUCGUGCACCUCGCCACGCAUGAGCAUGACAAGGUCGACGGCGGUGCCAUUUUAGUCUUUCUCCCCGGCCUCAAAGAGAUUCAACUUGUGUACGAACAGCUACAGGCUUCGGCGCUAGCAGUCAAACGCCAGCUUGAGAUUGUACCCUUGCACAGCGCUCUCAGUUCGAGUGAGCAGCAGAAAGCCUUUGUACAUUUCCCCGAUGCCGUCAAAGUGGUGCUUUCCACAAACAUUGCUGAGACAGGUACGACCCAGACACCGUACUGCCACUUGCCCUGCCUGAAACUCUUUGUGUGUGUGUGUGUGUGUGUGUGUGUGUGUGUGUGUGUGUGUGUGUGUGUGUGUGUGUGUGUGUGUGUGUGUGUGUGUGUGUGUGUGUGUGUGUGUGUGUGUGUGUGUGUGUGUGUGUGUGUGUGUGUGUGUGUGUGUGUGUGUGUGUGUGUGUGUGUGUGUGUGUGUGUGUGUGUGUGUGUGUGUGUGUGCGUGACAAUCCCAGAUGUCACGGUCGUGAUCGACACUGGCCUGGUGAAGGAGCUGCGGUACAAGGGGCAUUCGCGCAUGUCACAGUUGGCGCUGACACGUGUGUCGCGCGCCAGCGCCAAGCAGCGUGCCGGCCGUGCGGGGCGUGUUCGUGCGGGGCACUGCUACCGCUUGUAUACACAAAGUGAAUACCGGGAGCUAUCAGCGUAUACAAGGCCUGAAAUUCAACGCGUGCCUCUCGAGGAGCUCUGUCUUCAUGUCCUAUCUACCACAAGCCAUCAGCCAGCAGAGCUGCUGGCCAAAGCUCUUGAUGCCCCGGCCCCGGCUGCUGUGGAAGAGGCGCUGCGGCACUUGUUCGACAUUGACGCAGUACAGGAAGAUGCCGUGCGCUUCUCCAGUCACUGGUCACUCACACCGCUCGGUCAUCGCCUGAGCCGGCUGCCGCUGGACGUCCAUAUUGCCAAACUUUUACUCGAGGCACACGCAUUGGGCGUAUUUCCUGCGGCCCUGACGUUGGCCGCCUUGGCGAGUGCAGAGGAUAUUUUCGCGGCCCCCUUGGAUCAACGGGACAAGCUCAAAAGCUGCCGGCUAAAAUUCGAAGAGGACGCUCGAAGUGACCUCAUGCUGGAGCUGCAUGCAUUUGUGGCUUGGUGCCGAACACCAAAGGCAAAACAAAAGGCAAUGCUUUUGAGCAACUGCCUGCAACGACAUCGCCUGCUGCAGGCGAGCAGUAUCCGCGACGAUCUUUACAAGACGUAUCGCAAUGCAGAAAUGUCUGGCACCGCGUCUGACGCGCGGCCCCCGCCACCCGAGCGUGCACCGCCCGCCUUACUGCGUGUUGCGCUGUGCCGAGCACUGUGGCCGCAGGUGGCACGUCGCGAGGUAUCAGCAGCCGAUGCUCGGGGUUGGAACCUCACGUUCCACCGCGGGGUAGCAGGCACAAUCCAUCCUGGCAGUUGCCUGCGAGCUCACCCCGCUUCCUCGCGCUGGCUCCUCUACCGCAAUCGCCUGGAAACAACCAAGUGCUUUGCCACCGAAUGCACCAGCGUGGAGCCCUGGCAGCUGGUGGUUGCUGCUCGCCGGGUGGACGUGAAUGCACUUGGUGGCCUGCUGACCCUCGACCAAACGACACGACUCGACAUGGGAAAGAACAAGGGCAAGGCGGCCAAGCCGGCGGCAGCUACACCGGCGGCUGUGCCCGCGGCAGCCGAGGGCGAAGCAAAGAAGAAGAAAAAGCAAGCAAGCGAGCUGGAUGAUAUCUUUAGCACAUUGCAAUCGGCGCCACAGGCUGACAAGAGCGGUCCCCCGGCUACGAAGCAAGCCAAGCAUAUGCCACAGCCUCUGUCAGGAAAGGGGGCCAAGGCUGGAGCUGAGGGAGGCAAGGCGUCCCAAGGCGGUGCGAAUAAAAAGAAAUCGGCUGCCUCUGUGGCCGCUGGCCCUCAAGCUCAAGUGAGCGAUGAUGAUGAUGAUGAUGAUGAUGAGUUCCGUGACGCACGGGGCAACCGCAAAACCAAGCGCAAAAUGGUCGACGGACUGCGCGUGUAUACCUACGAUGAGCUGGGUAUCCGUGCUGAUAGCGGUGGUGCGUGGGCGCACCUCCUGGUGACAAAACAAAACGAAAAGCGACGUGUGUUUCAAGCUUCCCUAUGUAUGGCUCACUGCGGGCACACCGGACUGUCCCUUCGACUGCCAAUGCUGCUUUUGAGCGAGGAAUGGACGCUCGUCAACAAGACGCAGCAGCACGGCAUGAGCACAGCACGACACCAACAGACUCAACUGGGCUGGGAUGGGAGUUGA